AUGGCAACAGCUUCAAACGACGCCGACAAACUUUCACUUGGUUUGGAUGAUAUCAUACGUUUGGAUCGAACAAGUGGACCAAGACGGCGAGGUGGAGCAUCGGGUGGCAAUCGUGGCUUUCGUGGUGGAUUUAGAGGACGCGGUGGAUUUAAUCGUGGAUCAUUUAAUGGAUUUAGAAGAGGAUCAGGAAUGCAACGAUCGAGUGGCACACCUCAAGGUCGCUGGCAACAUGAUUUAUAUGAAGAAAAUGAAUCUUACAAUAAAGUUCGUCCUCAACGACAAUCCGGUGGUGCAAACGUAACAGCCAAAUUGCUUAUAUCGAAUCUUGACUAUGGAGUAACAACAAAUGACAUACAAGAAUUAUUUGAAGAUGUGGGUCCCAUCAGAACAGCUCGAGUACAAUAUGACAAAAGUGGAAGAUCACUAGGAACAGCUGAGGUGGUAUUUGAAAGACGACCAGAUGCAAUCACGGCACAGCAAAAAUAUAACACAUUAAACCUAGAUGGUCGCCCAAUGGAUAUUCGUCUUGUGGGAUUUGAAGAUAAUCUAAAUUCCAAACCUCAACAAAAUCGAAAUUCUUCUUAUAAUAAUGGAACUGAUUCAACACAAUCUUAUCGAAGAGGAGGUGGAAAUCGUACAGGCAAUAACGGUAAUUCAAAUGGAUUUGGUCGUGUUAUGCGUCGAACAAAUGCGCAAAAUGGUGGAGGUGGAGGACGUGGACGACAACAAAAUGGAGUAGCUCAACGAAAUAAUAACAAUGAUCAGUCAUCAGGAAUAACAGCCGAAGAUUUAGAUGCCGAUUUAGAUGCCUACCGUCAAGAAAAUAAAAAGAAAUAA
Didymodactylos carnosus is the source of this 837-nucleotide messenger RNA. The record is from the annotation of a GenBank genome assembly. NCBI's taxonomy places the organism in Eukaryota, Metazoa, Rotifera, Eurotatoria, Philodinida, Philodinidae.